This is a messenger RNA of Portunus trituberculatus (swimming crab), 1110 nucleotides long. Its product is annotated as cilia- and flagella-associated protein 251-like. The transcript has 2 exons. The annotation marks the transcript as partial. The record is from RefSeq and is a predicted model, not a curated record. Lineage: Eukaryota; Metazoa; Arthropoda; Malacostraca; Decapoda; Portunidae.
GAAGGAAAAGGAGACGAAGAAGAAGAAGGAAAAGGAGACGAAGAAGAAGAAGGAAAAGAAGAAGAAGAAGAAGAAGAAGAAGAAGAAGAAGGAAAAGAAGAAGAAGAAGAAGAAGAAGGAAAAGAAGAAGAAGAAGAAGAAGGAAAAGAAGAAGAAGAAGAAGAAGGAAAAGAAGAAGAAGAAGAAGGAAAGAAGAAGAAGAAGAAGGAAAAGAAGGAAGGAAAAGAAGAAGAAGGAAAAGAAGAAGAAGAAGAAGAAGAAAAGAAGGAAGGAAAAGAAGAAGAAGAAGAAGAAGAAGGAAAAGAAGAAGAAGAAGAAGAAGAAGGAAAAGAAGAAGAAGGAAAAGAAGAAGAAGAAGAAGAAGGAAAAGAAGAAGAAGAAGAAGAAGGAGAAGAAGAAGAAGGAAAAGAAGAAGAAGAAGAAGAAGGAAAAGAAGAAGAAGAAGAAGAAGGAAAAGAAGAAGAAGAAGAAGAAGAAGAAGAAGAAGAAGAAGAAGAAGAAGAAGAAGAAGAAGAAGAAGAAGAAGAAGAAGAAGAAGAAGAAGAAGAAGAAGAAGAAGAAGAAGAAGAAGAAGAAGAAGAAGAAGAAGAAGAAGAAGAAGAAGAAGAAGAAGAAGAAGAAGAAGAAGAAGAAGAAGAAGAAGAAGAAGAAGAAGAAGAAGAAGAAGAAGAAGAAGAAGAAGAAGAAGAAGAAGAAGAAGAAGAAGAAGAAGAAGAAGAAGAAGAAGAAGAAGAAGAAGAAGAAGAAGAAGAAGAAGAAGAAGAAGAAGAAGAAGAAGAAGAAGAAGAAGAAGAAGAAGAAGAAGAAGAAGAAGAAGAAGAAGAAGAAGAAGAAGAAGAAGAAGAAGAAGAAGAAGAAGAAGAAGAAGAAGAAGAAGAAGAAGAAGAAGAAGAAGAAGAAGAAGAAGAAGAAGAAGAAGAAGAAGAAGAAGAAGAAGAAGAAGAAGAAGAAGAAGAAGAAGAAGAAGAAGAAGAAGAAGAAGAAGAAGAAGAAGAAGAAGAAGAAGAAGAAGAAGAAGAAGAAGAAGAAGAAGAAGAAGAAGAAGAAGAAGAAGAAGAAGAAGAAGAAGAAGAAGAAGAAGAAGAAGAAGAAGAAGAAGAAGAAGAAGAA